This is a messenger RNA of Oldenlandia corymbosa var. corymbosa, 1512 nucleotides long. Lineage: Eukaryota; Viridiplantae; Streptophyta; Magnoliopsida; Gentianales; Rubiaceae. The record is from the annotation of a GenBank genome assembly.
AUGGCAGCUGAAAGCAACGGCAAUGGAACUCUGGAAUCUUAUCUUAAGCUUCCUCAGAUAAAGUUCACCAAGCUCUUCAUCAAUGGCCAGUUCGUUGACUCUGUUUCAGGAAGGACAUUUGAGACAAUAGACCCAAGAACAGGGGAGGUGAUUGCAAACAUUGCAGAAGGGGACAAAAAAGAUGUUGACUUGGCUGUUCAGGCUGCUCGUGAUGCAUUUGACCACGGCCCUUGGCCUCGUCUCCCUGGCGUCGAGAGGCGAAAGAUACUCAUGAAGUUUGCAGACUUGAUUGAUGAACAUACCGAAGAGUUAGCCAAGUUGGAUGCAAUCGACGCCGGGAAAUUGGUACACCUGGCUAAGAUUAUGGAAAUUCCGGAAGCAGCAGAAACUCUGCGAUAUUAUGCAGGUGCAGCCGAUAAAAUUCAUGGCGAAACACUAAAAAUGUCAAGGGAGCUUCAAGGAUACACACUGCACGAGCCCAUGGGCGUUGUAGGACACAUUAUUCCCUGGAACUUCCCCAGUACUAUGUUUACCAUGAAAGUUGGCCCUGCUUUGGCUGCUGGUUGUACCAUGAUUGUCAAGCCUGCCGAACAGACCCCACUUUCGGCUCUUUAUUAUGCUCAUUUAGCCAAGCUGGCUGGCAUCCCUGAUGGAGUUCUUAAUGUUGUAACUGGAUUUGGACAUACUGCUGGAGCUGCACUUAGCUCACAUAUGGAUGUUGACAUGAUAAGUUUUACAGGGUCUACUGAGGUAGGGCGCCUCGUAAUGCAGGCCGCGGCAACAAGUAACUUAAAGCCUGUAUGCCUAGAACUGGGAGGAAAGUCCCCUUUCAUGAUUUUCGACGAUGCGGAUGUUGACAAGGUUGCUGAACUAGCCCUACAGGGAUCCUAUUUCAACAAGGGAGAAAUAUGUGUAGCUGGAUCUCGUGUUUUUGUUCAAGAAGGAAUCUAUGUCAAGUUCUUGAUCAAGUUGAAAGAGAAAGUCAAGAAUUGGGUGGUUGGCGAUCCUUUCGAACCGACUUCUCAUUAUGGACCCCAAGUUGACAAGAAACAAUAUGAGAGAGUACUUUCAUAUAUCGAGAAGGGCAAGAAGGAAGGAGCCACAUUAUUCCAUGGCGGCAAGGCUCUUGACAGAAAGGGUUACUACAUUGAGCCUACAAUAUUCAUUGAUGUCACAGAUGAUAUGACCAUCGCGAAGGAAGAAAUUUUCGGCCCCGUGAUGUCCAUAUUCAAGUUCAAGACGGUCGAGGAAGUGAUUAAGAGAGCGAAUGCGAGUAAGUACGGGCUAGCAGCCGGAGUUAUGACUAAUGACUUGAACAUCGCCAACACAGUCUCAAGAUCGAUUCGGGCUGGUGCGAUUUGGAUGAACUGUUAUUUUGCCUUUGACAGAGAUAGCCCAUAUGGGGGCUACAAAAUGAGCGGGUUUGGCAGAGAUUUGGGUAUGGAUGGACUCAAGAAGUACCUUCAAGUUAAAUCAGUUGUAACACCAAUUUACAAUUCACCUUGGCUUUAA